Triticum turgidum subsp. durum (durum wheat) is the source of this 345-nucleotide messenger RNA. Lineage: Eukaryota; Viridiplantae; Streptophyta; Magnoliopsida; Poales; Poaceae. The record is from the annotation of a GenBank genome assembly.
AUGGCGAAAACUUCAACUGGUUCUGAAAGGUUUCGUAUCCAGAUUGAAGAGCAAGCUCGUGCUAUAGCAGCCACCCAGGAGCGAAACUCUCAGCUCAGCCAGCAGGCCAACGAAUUACAAGAUCAACUACAAGCUGAACAUGCAAUCACACAAGAGAGGAUUAACUUGGAGCGUGCUGAGAGAGAACAACUUGAGGAGAGGUUAAAAGAAGAGUGUGCUGAAAGGGAAAGAUUGUUGCAAGAGGAGCAAACAUCAAGACUGGAAUUUGAAAAAAAACAUGAUGGCAAAGUUUGUAGAAUUGAGCCAACAGAUGGGAACCCAACAGGUGCCUACGAAGACGGUUGA